This is a messenger RNA of Brachypodium distachyon (stiff brome), 882 nucleotides long. RefSeq names its product 40S ribosomal protein S14. The record is from RefSeq and is a predicted model, not a curated record. Gene Ontology annotation, biological process: translation; maturation of SSU-rRNA from tricistronic rRNA transcript (SSU-rRNA, 5.8S rRNA, LSU-rRNA); ribosomal small subunit assembly. The transcript is spliced from 6 exons. The coding region runs from base 156 to 608 and encodes 150 amino acids. Gene Ontology annotation, cellular component: cytosolic small ribosomal subunit; ribosome. NCBI's taxonomy places the organism in Eukaryota, Viridiplantae, Streptophyta, Magnoliopsida, Poales, Poaceae. Gene Ontology annotation, molecular function: mRNA 5'-UTR binding; small ribosomal subunit rRNA binding; structural constituent of ribosome.
AGAGGGUUAAACCCUAGCUGGCCGCACCUCGUAUAUAAUCGCUCACCCGUUUGGUCUCCAUCUCUGAGCUUUCGGCGGCGGCGGCGAACUCGUGAUCUGAAAACAAGCAGGCGCCCUCUCAUCUCGUCUACGAUUCGCCGCCGCUUCACGCAACCAUGUCGAAAAGGAAGACCAGGGAGCCCAAGGAGGAGAACGUCACCCUUGGCCCAGCUGUCCGUGAAGGAGAGUUUGUCUUCGGUGUUGCUCACAUCUUUGCGUCCUUCAAUGACACUUUCAUUCAUGUGACUGACUUGUCUGGGAGGGAAACACUGGUGCGGAUCACUGGUGGCAUGAAGGUCAAGGCUGACCGUGAUGAAUCUUCACCUUAUGCUGCUAUGCUUGCGUCUCAGGAUGUUGCUGCACGCUGCAAGGAGCUUGGUAUUACUGCACUGCAUAUUAAGCUCCGUGCCACUGGAGGCAACAAAACCAAGACCCCUGGACCUGGUGCUCAGGCUGCUCUCAGGGCUCUUGCUCGUUCUGGGAUGAAAAUUGGACGCAUUGAGGACGUGACUCCAGUUCCCACUGACAGCACCCGCAGGAAGGGUGGAAGGAGGGGAAGGAGGCUGUAGAUGUCACCAUCCGUUACCCUCUUGCUAUGGCAACCAACAACUUGCUCCUCUGUGGGUGUACUGCUGUUUCUCUCUUUGUCAGAGAAGCUUUGAUUUUGCUCUGUUGAGGAUCAUUUACUGUUAGUCGAAACCUAUCAUGUUGCGUGGAUCGUAUUUUUGGUUCUGAAAUUUGUCAUAUUUAUGCGAAAACUAGCUUUUCAGUCUGAAACCUUGCAAUGUUGUGAUCUCUGUCAGAUCGUUCUGUAGUUGCUUACCAAAGAGCUCUAGGUGUUGA